GUAACAAGACUGUAACCGUUGAAAUCAAUGGUAGAAGGCUGAGAGAAGCAUGCUAGAUAGAGUAAGAGAAGAGAGAAAGUAUGUGUGAGAGAGAAAGGGAGAUAAAGCAAAGAGGGAAGAAAGCGAUAAAACAGAAAGACACGCGUCGGGUACCGACUAUCAUCCACUAACUGUUACAGAAGACAACUGCAGUUUGACGUUCGUUUCUUAUAAAAUGGCAGACACAGCUGGUAAACCCAUCAAAUGUACAGCAGCAAUUGCUUGGGAGGCAAAGAAACCUCUGUCCAUUGAAGAAGUAGAAGUGGCUCCCCCUAAGAGUGGAGAAGUGCGUAUUAAGGUAAGUAUUAUUAUUAUUAUUAUUAUUAUUAUUAUUAAGUGUCUGUGUAUCCAUAGCCUCAAUAACUUAUUGAAGUUUUGUAAAGGCAUGUUGCCUAGUGGUGACACCGUCAUUCCUUUAUAUGUUCCUCAGUGUUAUGAAUGCAAGUUUUGCAAGAACCCUAAGACAAACUUGUGCCAAAAGAUAAGAGUUACCCAAGGAAAAGGUGUCAUGCCUGAUGGAACCACUCGUUUUACUUGUGAAGGCAAAGAAAUAUUUCAUUUCAUGGGAUGUAGUACAUUCAGUGAGUACACUGUUGUGGCUGAAAUCUCCAUUGCUAAGGUGAAUCCUGAGGCUUCACUUGAUAAAGUUUGUCUUCUUGGUUGUGGUAUUUCCACUGGUUAUGGAGCUGCUCUCAAUACAGCUGCUGUGGAAAAAGGAUCGAAUUGUGCAGUUUGGGGACUUGGUGCUGUUGGCCUUGCGGUAGCAAUGGGUUGUAAAGCCGCCGGAGCUGCUCGUAUUAUUGGAAUUGAUAUAAAUGAAUCAAAGUUUGAAAUGGGAAAAAAAUUUGGAAUCACAGAAUUUGUGAACCCAAAGAGCCAUACAAAACCUAUCCAGCAAGUGAUUUGUGAAAUGACAGAUGGUGGUUGUGAUUUUACUUUUGAGUGUAUUGGCAAUGUUGGUACAAUGAGGGCAGCCCUUGAAUCUUGCCAUAAAGGAUGGGGUACUUCAGUGAUUGUAGGUGUGGCAGCAGCUGGAGAAGAAAUAUCCACUCGUCCAUUCCAGUUGGUUACUGGUCGGGUAUGGAAAGGAACUGCUUUUGGAGGUUUUAAAAGUCGAGACAGUGUACCAAAGCUGGUUGAUGACUAUAUGAACAAAAAAAUAUUGCUAGAUGAGUUUGUUUCUCAUAAACUGAGUUUCAAGAAGAUCAAUGAGGCAUUUGACCUCAUGCACAAGGGCGAGAGCAUCCGUGCUGUGUUGGACAUCCCUGAAUGAUAUUGAUGUUAACGAUAAUGAAGUGAUUUGCUGACCAGACUCUGAGAACUUGAUUUUUAUUUUUUUAUGGAUUUCAACUAUGAAAAUGUUUAUAGGACUUGCCUCCCUUAAUAAAUUCUUCAAUGUGAUUUAUAUAUUUUCUGGGGGUAACCUUAACAUUCCCCAUCUGAUUAUAUCUUCACAAAAUAAAAGUAUUUCUCUAAUAA
Molecule: messenger RNA, 1518 nt
Organism: Octopus bimaculoides (California two-spot octopus)
Lineage: Eukaryota; Metazoa; Mollusca; Cephalopoda; Octopoda; Octopodidae
Product: alcohol dehydrogenase class-3
Biological process (GO): formaldehyde catabolic process
Cellular component (GO): cytosol
Molecular function (GO): S-(hydroxymethyl)glutathione dehydrogenase [NAD(P)+] activity; alcohol dehydrogenase (NAD+) activity; zinc ion binding
Source: RefSeq, a predicted model, not a curated record